UUGCUGGAGUAGUCGCGUCAAAGUGACGUAAGCCUGUGUUACAUCACUGUCAGUCACGCAGUUCAGCAGGAACCGGCAGAAAGCAGCUUCACAUCAGCGUGUGGAAGACUACCAAAAAAGCCAAGAUGACAACCGUUGAAUACGAAGACAAUGAAUCCAAGUUCUUACGGAAAGCGAAAGAGAAUCCAUUUGUCCCUGCAGGGAUGGCUGGGUUCUUUGCCAUUGUGGCAUACAGGCUGUACAAACUAAAGACUAGAGGCGAUACCAAGAUGUCAGUCCACCUAAUUCACAUGCGUGUAGCUGCUCAGGGGUUUGUGGUGGGAGCAAUGACUUUAGGAGUGGUCUAUUCCAUGUACAAAGACUACAUCCUUAAGCCUGCUGAGGCACAGAAAGCAUUGGAGCAGAAGGCAUUGGAAAAAAAGUGAACAGAAGAAGUGUAUUACAACCUGAUAUGCCCUUAAUACCACCUCAUAUUAAGGUGUUCCUCUGUAUUUAUUGCUCAAAUAAUUUAGGACCUGUUUUUUAAGAAUGUGUUAACUUUUUUUUUUUUUAACUAUUAAUAAAUCUCAGAAAACGAGGUUAGCACGUACAUUGUUGCCUGAUGUCUUUGUGGACAACAGUUUAUUCUUUUAAAUCAAACAUUGUAUGUGAUGGAAUAGUGAAUAUCAGCUAUUUCACAUACCUAGAGGAGAAAUGAUGGUAAACCGAACAUGAUGGUGUGAAAUGGUUAUUGAUUUGGCUUUUGAAAGUAUUUGGUUUGGUUUAUUUUAUGCUCAGUGUUGUUGGUUAGCUUUGUUUAGUUUUUGUUUUUGUAUUUUUAAGAACACUCAUGGAAAAUCCCAUAUGACAGGGAUUAAUGAAAACUUUACAACAUGCAUAUCAUUUUUAGUCGGGACCUCACUGUUGCUAAAUUAUUAACAGUACUAGUUCUUUGCUGAUGUAGUGCUGGUUUCACAAACAGGAUAAUAGGGACUUAAACCAACCUUCAUAUUUUCUACUGUGUUCUUUAACAAAAAGUGUGUGUGAGAGAGAGAGAUUUGUCAGUGAGUGAAGGAUGUUAUUUUGUGGAUUAAUUUUGCUGUCGUAAUGUUGUGCACCUUAUGUUUCAUAUUUCAAAUCAAAUUAACCAAAUGCGUAUUUUAUAGUGACUAUUUUUGAAGAUCUCUGCUACCAUCUGUUUAUCUUUGCCAAUAACAUAAGAGUAGUAUUUCAAAUAAACUAAGCCAAUUUAUUUCA
Messenger RNA from Myxocyprinus asiaticus (Chinese sucker), 1236 nucleotides. RefSeq names its product HIG1 hypoxia inducible domain family, member 1A (gene higd1a). NCBI's taxonomy places the organism in Eukaryota, Metazoa, Chordata, Actinopteri, Cypriniformes, Catostomidae. Gene Ontology annotation, cellular component: mitochondrion. Gene Ontology annotation, biological process: mitochondrial respirasome assembly. The transcript is spliced from 4 exons. The record is from RefSeq and is a predicted model, not a curated record. Bases 126 to 425 code for a protein of 99 amino acids.